CGGCAGCAGGUCGGGUUCUCGAUUCUCGAACGGAUUCAAAGCUCAGAUAUGCUUCGAUUACUCGUCGGCUUGACUUGUUUGUGGCUUCUAGUGGACAGUGGGUCCAGCUUUGAGGUGGAAAACAAGCCCGUCACGGAAGAUUGCCUGGACUGUCUGUGCGAAACAAUGAGUGGCUGCAAUGCAUCCGCAAUUUGUGUAAAUGGGGCCUGUGGUAUUUUCCGGAUAACUUGGGGCUACUGGGUGGAGGCGGGCAAACUAACCCUGCCCACAGAUACAGCACUUUCCGACGACGCCUUCACCAACUGCGUGAACCAACCCCACUGUGCAGCCAACACGGUCCAGAGUUAUAUGUCUAAGCAUGGUCAGGAUUGCAAUGGAGAUGAUCACAUCGAUUGCCUGGACUUUGGAGCUCUCCACAAAUUGGGAAACCUUAAGUGCCAGGAAGACUUGCCCUAUAUCUUCGCCAAGGUCUUCAACCGAUGCCUGAAAGACAAGGAGCGAUUGGCGGAGGGGAAAAUUAUCAAAAAGCAGGAAGAGACUUCAACAUAAUGGAUUCUUUAUUGGUUUCUUUUCUCCCCCUUUGCGGGGUUAUUAUUUUCUGUUUUUAAAACAAUCCUGGUAACACAUAUACACAUACAUACAUCGAAACAUUGCUUAUGUUUGCCGUUUGAACAGUUUCCAAUAUAGGUAUGGAUUCUAUAGAUUUAGUUACAGAUAAAGAUACAUAUAUAUAUAUAAUAUAUAUAGAGGGGUAUAUGAAAACUA
Molecule: messenger RNA, 765 nt
Organism: Drosophila suzukii
Lineage: Eukaryota; Metazoa; Arthropoda; Insecta; Diptera; Drosophilidae
Product: lysozyme 2
Molecular function (GO): lysozyme activity
Source: RefSeq, a predicted model, not a curated record